AUGUCACAAGAUCAAAGCUGUGACCGCCCUUCGGAAACUCCAGACGACCUUUUAACAGCCGAGUUACACUCUCCUCUGACGUACGUGGACCGUCUUCUACACAAUGAUCAACAGAGCCAACAGCCGAGUGCAGGUAGAGACGAUGUGGUCCAGGUCAUGCUGGACACCCUGACCGACUACAUAGUGGAGAUGGUGGGCAUCGAAGUCAACAACGCCCUUGCGCAGACCCCCCGUCCGGGUGCAGAGGGAGCAGCCAGCAGCGAUGGACAGCCGCGCCGCAGCCCCAGGGGGACAGUCUUCACCCUGUUCGAAAAGAUGCCUGCAUCCAGGAGGGGCUGA
Molossus molossus (Pallas's mastiff bat) is the source of this 339-nucleotide messenger RNA. RefSeq names its product huntingtin-interacting protein M. The record is from RefSeq and is a predicted model, not a curated record. The coding region runs from base 1 to 339 and encodes 112 amino acids. Lineage: Eukaryota; Metazoa; Chordata; Mammalia; Chiroptera; Molossidae. The transcript has a single exon.